AUGCGCGCCACAUCCCUCCUUGCACUCAUAUUCCUUUCCACGUCUUUCGUCUCUCAUCAAUCUAUCGCUGCUCCAGCAAGUUCGCCAGUCUCUUUCGGUCGAGAGUUCUUCCGCCCAAGAGAUUUUGCACAAUAUGGCAUACAGAUCGAUGGUCACCAUACAGCCAAGGCUAUCCGGCGAAGAGAUAAUCCCACAACCACCACUGCUAAAGGCAACGAUACACCUACAAAAGCUCCGACAGCAUCCACUUCAGCGGCCAGUACGGGCGCUGCCACAAAUGGCACAAAUCCGAGCUCAAUCUAUUCUGAUCAACCCGUUCCAACUGGCACCCUGUCUACAGGUGCCAUUGCUGGUCUCAGUGUUGUAGCAGGUAUAUUCGUAGUAGGCGCUAUUAUCUUUGCAUGUGUUCGCAAGAAGAAACGUGAUGAGAGAACGUCAGCUAUUGUUGCCAAAUCGGCAGUGGCAUUUGAGCAACAGACCCAUGACUACGAGAAGCUAGAAGAACCAGAAUCACUUGGUACAUUUACUGUCGUCAGCACGUAUACACCGAACAUGGAUGAUGAACUAGAAAUACAGCCCGGAGACAAGGUUACAGUUCUAGUGACUUAUGAUGAUGGUUGGGUGCAGGGUGUUAAUGAGACACGCGAUGGAGCAAAAGGCGUCUUCCCGCGUCAUUGUAUAGAUAUGGAUGGCAAAAAGACAAGCACGGCCUACGAAAAGAGAAGUAGUUCGAUGAACGGAUUUACGUCUGUAAAUCUCAAUUAG
This is a messenger RNA of Paraglomus occultum, 765 nucleotides long. The record is from the annotation of a GenBank genome assembly. Lineage: Eukaryota; Fungi; Glomeromycota; Glomeromycetes; Paraglomerales; Paraglomeraceae.